AUGAGCGGCGACGUGAUGUUUGAUGCGCCUAGAAAACACAAUGUCUCCAAGAUGAGGGUCCACGAUUAUUUGUAUGUUUACUAUCCAAACUGUCGGUUGCCGACACACAUCGACAGAUCGUACAGCGCUUACUUGAAACGCGUGAAGGAAGGAAACAGCCUGCCUACACCUGAAUUUUGUGGCAAGGAUUCUUACAAAUAUACUGCUGUGGAAUCUUCCGCUCAGACGAUACCAUGGCAACCUGACGGGAAGGCAGCUCAACAAUGCAAAAAUACACCAGAAGUUAUGUACCUCGAUAAUCUAGAAUGGGGACCUGGUAUGCCAUACCGUGUUGGAGAUCUGCCAGCUGACUUUUACACCACUGCGAUCAUAAACAAGAUGCGUCAUGCCCGUGCCUGGAUGGAGCUGGUGGAAUGCGGGCAGUUUCCCAGCUGGAUUAAGAAUAGAGAUACUAUCAUUAGCGACGUCGUUAUGAAGGAUUGGCUGUUUAGACAGGGUGAAAUAGAUGAGCUGCAGGACAUACGACUGGAACUACUUCACCGUCUCCAGUCAGAACAGCGAGAGAAACAGACUAAUCGCAAUAGCCUGAAGCUGGCCAAGCUCUGGGCUUCCAAGAAACAGGAGAUGGAGAGGAAGGUCACUCACAUACGGAAGACCAGGGAUCGAGAACUCCGCAAGCUAACAGCCCUUCAUGAAGGCGGGGGUCGUGCUGGCCUGGUCGCACGAUUGAAGGCCUCCCGAGGAUCUGGAAGCGUGACGCAUGCCUCUAGAGACCCGACAUCAGACCUCCACGCGCCUCUCGCCAGACAUGGCUACCAGGCGCGCAGAAGACAUGCAGAGAUCAUCUACGACCCUAGCUUACUGUCUCUGGAAGACCACAACGAGCUGGCAGCACCCCCACCAUGGUUAGAGUCCUGCGGCCAGGACCUCACCAAGUCCUGCUCCGGCCACCUCCUUCCAAGGAAUCCCACCGUGCUCUGCGAACGGCAGACCAAGUGGAGCGAGCAGUUCUUAGAGAACCUUCAUAAUGAUCUGAAGAAAGCACGUCUAGGGGCAGCAAACACGACGGCAGGCCCGCUACACGUGUUGAAAUCACGCAAGGAGCCGGUCGUGAUCAGGCCCAGGACACCUGAGAUCGAAUGCUUGGAUGACUACGAGGAGUCAGCACAUCAGGCCGCACUAUUGCUGCAAAGGAUUAUCAGGGGCAGAGCUGUGCAGAAUUUGAUGUACGAAGGUCGCACCCGUGCUGCGGAAUUGACUGAAGAGUUGAAAACCACGCAUGGUCUUCAGAAGGAAGAUAAAAUCAGGAUAGCUAACGAGGAACUGAAAGCCAGGGAGUUCAAUGCUAGGAGGACGGAAACAGAACUCAGGGAAGACACCAUAUCGGCACUGGUGGACGAGCUCUGCGGUGGUGCAGUGUCUGCUGCUCUAGACUUCUUGGAGAAGGAGCUCCGAAGACUCAAGGAAGAGAGGAGACAGCAUGCCUUCCUGAUAAUUGCUUGUGAGUUAAUGGUUGCAGACGAGCAGACGGAUCACCUGAUGUGCGUGAAAAGACGAUGCGAGAAGCAGCAGAAGCUGGUAGAAGACAGCGAGAAGAGCAUCGCAGAAGGGAACACGAUGAGAUGUUUAAACAGGUCUCAAGUUAUCGCGUCCGGGUUAUACGCGCCGUACGCUCGUGUCUGGUUCUCGUCGGGCGGCGAGCUACCCUUACUCGCCGUCCGCAGACCCGCGCUUACUGUGGCCGGAGAUCGUCUCUCGAUCGUCGCCAACUGCGGCGACUGGGGCGUGAGAACCUUAGGAUUUUCUCCUUUGUUGUGGAUCCUAGGAGUGACCCAAGAGACAGUGGAGGCCUAUCUUCAAGAGAUUAUAGAUGAGGGCGUGGAAUUGGCCGCGGAAGUAGAAGCCACCCAAAGGGCGGAAGCCCAAGCACAGAAAUACAGUGAUACGCUCAUUGAUACUGAUGAUUUGACGACGUCUACCACAAAUGAAAUUGUAGCUGAACUCGUGCAACAGUUCCUUCUACCGCACGCCACGAAGGCUGCGGCCAGACAACGCAUUAAUAAGCUGCAGAAUUCCAAUUUGGAGACAGCUAGGAACACCAUCUUUGGACUUAUUAAUAGUGCUGAAGCCAAGAAAGCUCGACCCAAAGCUCCGGAGAAGUCAUUUGCAGAAAGGAUUCCAUUAUCUCAUGAAAUGCGCUGUAUGCUUACGGAUCUACUUGAUAAUGUUGUGAAGUUAUCGAGAAGCAACCGAAAAGAAUCUCAGGAAACUCGACGUGAGAUCAGAGGCAUAUGCGAGGAACGCAUGGAAGUAACCCUGGAUGCUAAACAUAUUGUUGAAUGCAUAUUCGAUUUGGCUACUAAAGCUAAAGUUCUACCCGUCAAAGAACACAAAUAUCACCACUUUAUGACGAAGAUUUAUACCGAUGCUCUUGAAAGAACCAAGGAACCAAUCCACGCUACUGAUUGUCCCAAAGAACUGCCAGAGGCAAUCAGAAGGAAGGCUGAGGAAGAAGCUCUGAAGAUUCACGGUGCUAUAUGCCUUUGCGACGUUGACGUGACAGGCAGUCCAAGCAACCCGCAAUUCGACGUUGUUUCGUUGCCAGACGAAGAGAAGAAAAAGCUGCUCCCAUCAGAGCUGAGGGAAUACGAGGAGUUGAAGAAAUGCAAGUGUGAUCAUGAAGCCAAAGUUGAUCCUGAAGAACCGCCAGUUGACGAUGCCAUGACGGAAUAUACAGGAGUGACUGAUUAUUCCGCGUUCACCUACACUGAUGAGGUUGGAGAGUACGAUGAGGAAGAAGACUAA
Messenger RNA from Spodoptera exigua (beet armyworm), 2805 nucleotides. NCBI's taxonomy places the organism in Eukaryota, Metazoa, Arthropoda, Insecta, Lepidoptera, Noctuidae. The record is from the annotation of a GenBank genome assembly.